Molecule: messenger RNA, 610 nt
Organism: Leucogyrophana mollusca
Lineage: Eukaryota; Fungi; Basidiomycota; Agaricomycetes; Boletales
Source: the annotation of a GenBank genome assembly
AAACAAAGCUCUCCUCGCAUUCUGAGCAAUUUCCCCUUCAACAAUGUCCCCUUCGGGGCGACAUACGAAAAAUUGGAACGAUACAGAGAAGAUUAGCAUGGCCCCUGCACAAGGAUGACACGCUUUCCCGGAGUGGUAGACCUACGGGUCUCAAUAUUUAUUGCUUUUUGCAUCAAGACUGGCAUUGGAAGGUUAGUAGGUACUCAUUCCCUUUUUGGGAAGACGCGGAAAUUUGUGUGGCUUUGUUUGGCAAAGGCUUUGGGAUCACACAAAGGCAAACAACAAUUCAGUAUACCGCAGCCACCUAUUAUAUGGUGAACACGAGCCUUGUAGGUGGAUGACCUUUGGGGACAAUAUUGUGCUGGAGAGGGCUCUAGCAGUAGGACCUUUGGUUAUGGCGUCGAGGGUAUCGAUAUAGACUUGGUACGAAAUCUUCUCAAGCAUUCAACACUAAUCAUUUCGUCAAUUGCUCUUGCCCACGAACCGCUUGACUGAAUUUCUCGGGGUAAAACAAAGGGUGAAACACUUCCAUGGUCCUGUCUGCAGCUCUUGAGGCUAGAUAUGAUGGCUGCGAAAAUAUUGUGGACACCUUGUUGGCCGUUGAUGGAAC